CUACACAAUCCAUUUACCAUUUGUUUUGCUCCAUGGUUCUGUUUUGUUGUUGGUCAGUUUCUGUUUGAGAACGAUCGCAUGGAGAACAUAUUCAGUGACGUGAUCUACAGCCAGUUCAACACUGAGUUCACCAAGAUCCUCCGACAUCUCAAACCCUCAGUCCCAGCCGCUGGUUACGUCCAGUCCCGUGUGGAGGAGGAGUUUCUUUGGGACUGUAAACAGUUGGGGGCGUACUCCCCCAUCGUCCUCCUCAACACCCUACUCUUCUUCUGCUGCAAGUACUUUGGCUUCACCACAGUGGAGCAGCACCGCCAGCUGUCCUUCACCCAGCUCACCUGCUGCACCAGAACCAACCUGAACCACACCCGGACCACUUCCCUGCGCUUCUACCCGACCACAUCCACUGAAGCUCAGCCAGACGGAGUUCCUGCUAAAAAACGCAAGAAAGACAACGUGGAGAAUGUCCUGGAGAUGAUGGAGAACCUGGAGAACCCGCUCCACUGCCCGGUCAGACUCUAUGAGUUCUACCUCUCCAAGUGCUCUGAGUCGGUGAAGCAGCGCAGCGACUUGUUUUUCCUUCGGCCAGAUCGCUGCUGUGUUCCCAGCAGCCCCCACUGGUUCUCCUCUUCCCCACUGGAUGGGGACACCAUGGAGGCCAUGCUCGCUCGACUCCUCACAGUCCGAGAGCUGCAGGACAGAAGGUAGCAGAGCUUCGGACCAACGGACAACGGACGACACCACGUCCACAUGUUCUUGUUCUAGUUGUUAAAGAAAUUCUUUCUGAUAGAAACUGUGAAGAAGAGACAUCUUCAUCAAGACAUCUGGUUCUGACGCAGUUAACUUCUCUCCAGUCGCUGCACAUUCAUGUUUUAUUGUUUGUUUCCUUUCAGUCGGUUGAAUGUCAACACUUUCAGUUCUGACCUGAGAUCUGUGUCAUUUUAUUUGGAA
Pleuronectes platessa (European plaice) is the source of this 948-nucleotide messenger RNA. RefSeq names its product zinc finger MYM-type protein 4-like. Lineage: Eukaryota; Metazoa; Chordata; Actinopteri; Pleuronectiformes; Pleuronectidae. The annotation marks the transcript as partial. The transcript has 4 exons. The record is from RefSeq and is a predicted model, not a curated record.